AUGGAUGGAACGUAUGCAACCGUGUUCAAAGGGAAAUCGAGACUGACUGAUGACCUGGUCGCCUUGAAAGAAAUCAGACUGGAGCACGAGGAAGGUGCGCCGUGUACUGCGAUCCGAGAGGUGUCUUUGCUGAAAGAUUUGAAACACGCCAACAUAGUCACUCUGCACGACAUUGUCCACACGGAUCAAAUAUUGACGUUAGUUUUCGAGUACCUGGAGAAAGACCUGAAGCAAUACAUGGACGACUGCGGAAAUAUAUUAAGCAUGAAUAACGUUAAGAUCUUUCUUUUUCAACUGCUGCGAGGCCUGGAGUACUGUCAUAGACGAAGGGUUCUUCAUCGGGAUUUGAAGCCGCAGAAUCUCUUGCUGAACGAGCGAGGAGAACUCAAGCUGGCAGAUUUUGGGCUCGCUCGGGCCAAGUCCGUACCCACAAAAACCUACUCCAACGAAGUGGUCACGCUGUGGUACCGACCCCCAGAUGUUUUGCUUGGGUCUACAGAGUACUCGACGCCUAUUGACAUGUGGGGUGUUGGUUGCAUAUUCUUCGAAAUGGGCGCCGGGCGUCCGCUGUUUCCUGGAUCGACCAUCGAGGACGAGUUGUCGUUGAUAUUUAAAACGCUCGGAACGCCCAGAGAAGAAACAUGGCCCGGGAUUUCGAACAAUACGGACUUUGUGGCCUACGACUUCACCAGUCACACGCCAGAGCCGUUGAUCGACCGCGCGCCGAGGUUGGACGGCGACGCCCUCGACUUGUUGCAUAAAUUCCUCGUGUACGAAGCGAAGAAAAGGAUCUCAGCCGCCAGUGCCAUGAAGCAUCCGUACUUUCGAUCAUUGGGGCCCAAUGUUCACAAGUUACCCGACAGUGAGUCCGACGUCGAUAUUCACGCUGCCAAACAUACAGUUGAGCAAAGACCCCGGCCACGGCUCUGGCCGCAACCGAAGACAAUCCAUGCUUUUAUGACAACAGAAGAAGGGGGCCUGGCCGAGCCUCGUCAAACUUCCGGAGCGUUUGCUGCCGGACCGGAAGAUAUGAGUGAAAAAAAAGCCAAUCGUGUUGAGAUUUGACGAACAAACAACGACACGCACUGACUACGGAAAGAAAAAGAAUCAAUCCUGCGUCUCCGUCUGAGCCGUCCGAGCUACUACUAAUUAGUGAGGGAAGCGGUUGAAUUCUUGUUCCCGCGGCGAACUUCUGGUCUUUUUUUGUUUUUGUUUAAAGAGGCUUUUUGUUCCAUCCAAGCAAUCCUACUUAACGUUCGGACCUACGGACCAAUUAGUCAACUUACCAAUGAUUGAAAUUUAAGCGGAAGUGAUUUUUGCUCCGGUUUUUUUUUCAUUAGUUUUCUUUUCGAGGAGCUGUAUGUGGCGUUCGAUUCUGUAUCCUCUCGAUUUUUUUUUUGGAUGUUAAAGAGCGUUUCAGAAGUUCACGUGAUGUCUUGACUCAGGAGCGACUUCGUAAUGAUUUUUUUUUUUGUUUGGUCUCACUAAAAGUUUAGUUUUAAACGGAACCCAAAAUUCGGCAAGAAUGUGCCGACAUUUUUUUCGUGGUUGUCGAUUCUUCUUUUUUUUGCGUCCGUUUCUGUGUGGAUUACAUUUUUAAAUUUCGCACGGUUGUCGGAGGAUUUUGUUCUAGCGAGUUUUCUGCAGACUCUUUGGAUGGUCAAUAUUUUGAAUGUGGAUUUUGGACUCGACACUUGUGUUUUUGUUCCGAUUUUUUUUUUUUCAAGACCAGCACUGAUGAUGGUGGUGGUGCUGAUCUAGUGUGUCAUCUACCAAGUGCAUUGUAUUUUUUAAUGCACUGCGUCGAAAUUCCUGAACGGCAUCCACGCAACUGCUGAUACAUUCGAAUUUCGAAAAUUGAGAUUUUCUGUUCCAGAAGUACGACGUCAAGAUUUCCGUUGAAACCCCGGAUCUUCGGUUUUCUAUGGAAUUUUUGGAUUUCGAUGAAAAAGAGCUAGAUUAUCCUUGAUUUUGUGGUUCAAUUAUCGGAGUGAAACUGCUUCUAAUUUCUGUGUCCCCUGAAACGAAUUCAGGAAAUAUCCCAGCGUAAAAUACAUUGGUACUCGACUCAUGAUAAC
Molecule: messenger RNA, 2078 nt
Organism: Notodromas monacha
Lineage: Eukaryota; Metazoa; Arthropoda; Ostracoda; Podocopida; Cyprididae
Source: the annotation of a GenBank genome assembly